Eurypyga helias (sunbittern) is the source of this 1912-nucleotide messenger RNA. RefSeq names its product FH1/FH2 domain-containing protein 3-like. Gene Ontology annotation, cellular component: cytoplasm; cytoskeleton. Gene Ontology annotation, molecular function: actin filament binding. The record is from RefSeq and is a predicted model, not a curated record. Gene Ontology annotation, biological process: cortical actin cytoskeleton organization; actin filament network formation; sarcomere organization. The transcript has 7 exons. Lineage: Eukaryota; Metazoa; Chordata; Aves; Eurypygiformes; Eurypygidae. The annotation marks the transcript as partial.
GUCCGUGGUUGCAGACCAUUCAGGAUGCUGGUGUGAAUGAGCAGUGCAGCAACAUCCUCAACAACAAGCGGUUUAUGCUGGACAUGUUGUAUGCGCAUAACAAAAAGCCCAAGGAUGAAGAGGAGAAGGAGCUGGAGGCGAAGGAAGAAAAGAAGGAGACGGAGGAAAGCGAGGAGUCCCUCACUAGCCUAGCCAGUAGGAUCUCUAUCCUUCAGGCCACGAAACAGGCCAUAGAUGAAAGUGUCAAAAAGAUGGAGAUUGGAAAUCUGGACAACCAAGGCAGCGUGAAAGCCUUUGCGGAAAAAUUCAACAGUGGUGAGCUGGCCAAGGGGACAGCCAUGCCUGAAGAUGAAAUUGGUGAACAGGUCCCUGAGAAAACACCAGCACAGCCAAAGAAGGAAUCUGAUUACAUCUGGGAUCAGCUCAUGGCUAAUCCUAGAGAACUUAAAAUCAAAGACAUGGAUUUUACAGACUUGGGGGAGGAGGAUGAUGUAGAUGUGUUGGACAUGGAUAUGGGUCCUGGGGACUCCCUUGUUCCCCCUCCUCCACCUCCACCUUCUUUUCUGGGUUUGCCUCCUCCACCACCUCCCCCGCUGUUUGGAUGUCCACCUCCACCUCCACCCUCUGCUAAUUUAUUGGCUCCUCCUCCGCUGUUCAGCACUCCUCAGGGUUUAGGGUCACCCCAGGUUUCCAGGGGUCAGCCAGCAUUUAUAAAGAAGAAGAAAACCAUCCGUCUGUUUUGGAAUGAGGUACGGCCAUUUGAGUGGCAGUGUAAAAACAACAAACGCUGCAGAGAAUUCCUGUGGUCGAAACUGGAACCCAUUAAGGUGGACACUUCCAAACUGGAGCAUCUCUUUGAGUCUAAAUCCAAGGAACUGCCUGUCACGAAGAAAACUGCUGCAGAUGGGAAGCGACAGGAGAUCAUUGUAUUGGACUCAAAACGAAGCAACGCUAUUAAUAUUGGCUUGACUGUGUUGCCCCCGCCCCGGACUAUCAAGACUGCUAUUUUGAACUUUGACGAAUAUGCCUUAAACAAGGAAGGAAUAGAGAAAAUUUUGACCAUGAUCCCAACCGAGGAGGAGAAGCAAAAGAUCCAGGAGGCGCAGCUGGCAAACCCAGAUGUCCCCCUGGGCAGUGCCGAGCAGUUCCUUCUCACCCUCUCUUCCAUCAGCGAGCUCUCCGCCAGGCUCCAGCUCUGGGCUUUCAAGAUGGACUACGAGAUAGUGGAAAAGGAAGUUGCAGAACCACUUCUAGACCUGAAGGAAGGAAUGGACCAACUGGAGCACAAUAAAACUUUGGGAUUUAUCCUUUCUACCCUGCUAGCCAUUGGGAACUUUCUGAAUGGAACCAACGCCAAAGCUUUUGAGUUGAGCUACCUCGAGAAGGUUCCAGAAGUCAAGGACACAGUGCACAAGCAGUCCCUCCUGCACCACGUGUGCACUAUGGUGGUGGAAAAGUUCCCAGACAGCACUGAUCUUUAUUCAGAGAUCGGGGCCAUCACUAGGUCAGCCAAGGUUGACUUUGAACAACUCCAGGAAAACUUGUGUCAGAUGGAAAGACGGUGCAAAGCAUCAUGGGAUCACCUUAAGGCUAUAGCAAAACAUGAAAUGAAACCAACUCUAAAGCAAAAAAUGUCUGAAUUCCUUAAAGACUGUGCAGAAAGAAUCAUAAUCCUGAAGAUUGUUCAUAGAAGAAUAAUUAACAGGUUUCACUCAUUUUUGUUAUUUAUGGGCCACCCUCCCUACGCCAUACGUGAAGUCAACAUCAACAAGUUCUGCAAAAUUAUUAGCGAAUUCGCUCUGGAAUACCGCACCACCAGGGAACGGGUUUUGCAGCAAAAACAGAAACGAGCUAACCACAGGGAAAGAAACAAGACCAGAGGGAAAAUGAUAACAGAUGUAAGUGGCAAAAU